This is a messenger RNA of Balaenoptera acutorostrata (minke whale), 5224 nucleotides long. RefSeq names its product ribosome binding protein 1 (gene RRBP1). The record is from RefSeq and is a predicted model, not a curated record. Gene Ontology annotation, cellular component: endoplasmic reticulum membrane. NCBI's taxonomy places the organism in Eukaryota, Metazoa, Chordata, Mammalia, Artiodactyla, Balaenopteridae. Gene Ontology annotation, biological process: protein transport. The transcript has 24 exons. Bases 225 to 4694 code for a protein of 1489 amino acids.
UGCCACGACUCCACACGCGCGCACGCAGCCAGCGAGCGGCCGGAGCGGACGGCGGACGGGGCGGGUGGCGUCGGGGUCGCGGCGCCUGCAGUUGCUUGGGGGCGGCUUCUCGGCGGAGGCUCGGCCGGCUCCUCUCUCCCGGUUCCGUGGCGGCGGCGGCGGCUCCUGCCCUCUCGCUCUCCCUCCCGCGUCUCCGGCUGCAGGUGAAAGGAAAGCAAGCCAGGAUGGAUAUUUACGACACCCAGACCUUGGGGGUUGUGGUCUUUGGUGGAUUCAUGGUUGUUUCCGCCAUCGGCAUCUUCCUGGUGUCGACGUUCUCCAUGAAGGAGACGUCGUAUGAAGAAGCUCUAGCCAACCAGCGCAAGGAGAUGGCGAAGACUCACCACCAGAAAGUGGAGAAGAAAAAGAAGGAGAAAACAGUGGAGAAGAAAGGAAAGACCAAGAAAAAGGACGAGAAACCCAACGGGAAGAUACCUGACCAUGAGCCAGGCCCCAACGUGACCAUCCUCCCCAAGGACCCAGUGCGGGCGCCUGCAGUGGCGGUGGCUCCAACCCCAGUCCCGUCCCCCGUGGUCAUUCCCCCUGUAGCCACGGUACCAGCCAUGCCCCAGGAGAAGCCGGCUUCUUCCCCUAAGGACAAAAAGAAGAAGGAGAAAAAAGUGGCAAAGGUGGAACCAGCAGUCAGUUCUGUAGUAAAUUCCAUCCAGGUUCUUGCCUCAAAGGCUGCCAUUUUGGAAGCCGCUCCCAAGGAGGUCCCUAUGGUGGUUGUGUCCCCAGUGGGUGCCAAGGGCAGUGCCUCUGCCACCAGUGCUGUGCAGGGCAAGAAGGCAGAGGGGGCCCCCAACCAGGGCAAGAAGGCAGAGGGGGCCCCCAACCAGGGCAAGAAGGCAGAGGGGGCCCCCAACCAGGGCAAGAAGGGAGAGGGGGCCCCCAACCAGGGCAAGAAGGCAGAGGGGGCCCCCAACCAGGGCAAGAAGGGAGAGGGGGCCCCCAACCAGGGCAAGAAGGCAGAGGGGGUCCCCAACCAGGGCAAGAAGGCAGAGGGGGCCCCCAACCAGGGCAAGAAGGCAGAAGGGGCCCCCAACCAGGGCAAGAAGGGAGAGGGGGCCCAGAACCAGGGCAAGAAGGGAGAGGGGGCCCCCAACCAGGGCAAGAAGGCAGAGGGGGCCCAGAACCAGGGCAAGAAGGGAGAGGGGGCCCCCAACCAGGGCAAGAAGGCAGAGGGGACCCCCAACCAGGGCAAGAAGACAGAGGGGGCCCAGAAUCAGGGCAAGAAGGCAGAGGGGGCCCAGAAUCAGGGAAAGAAGGCAGAAGAGACCCAGAAUCAGGGCAAGAAGGCAGAAGGGACCCCCAACCAAGGCAAGAAGACACAGGGGGCCCAGAAUCAGGGCAAGAAGGCAGAAGGGGCCUCCAACCAGGGAAAGAAGGCAGAAGGGGCCCAGAACCAGGGCAAGAAGGCAGAGGGGACCCCCAACCAAGGCAAGAAGGCAGAAGGGGCCUCCAACCAGGGAAAGAAGGCAGAAGGGGCCUCCAACCAGGGCAAGAAGGCAGAGGGGGCCCAGAACCAGGGCAAGAAGGCAGAGGGGACCCCCAACCAGGGCAAGAAGGCAGAAGGGGCCUCCAACCAGGGCAAGAAGGCAGAAGGGGCCUCCAACCAGGGCAAGAAGGCAGAGGGGCCCCAGAACCAGGGCAAGAAGGCAGAGGGGGCCCAGAAUCAGGGCAAAAAAGCCGAGGGGGCCCAGAAUCAGGGCAAAAAGGCAGAGGGAGUUCAGAAUCAGGGCAAAAAGGAGGAGGGUACCCCAAACCAGGGCAGAAAGGUAGAGGGGAGCCCCAAUCAGGGCAAAAAGGUAGAAGUGGUUCAGAACCAGAGUAAAAAGGCAGAGGGAACCCCCAACCAGGGCAAGAAGGCAGAUGGGACCCCCAACCAGGGCAAGAAGGCAGAAGGGGCCUCCAACCAGGGGAAGAAGGCAGAGGGGACUCCCAACCAGGGGAAGAAGGCAGAAGGGGCCUCCAACCAGGGCAAGAAGGCAGAGGGGACCCCCAACCAGGGCAGGAAAGCAGAGGGGGGCCAGAAUCAGGGCAAAAAGGCAGAUUCGGUUGCUAAUCAGGGCACAAAGGCGGAGGGUGUUGCAAACCAGGGGAAAAAAGCAGAAGGGGCCCCCAAUCAAGGCAAAAAGGCAGAGGGAAACUUGAACCAGGGCAGAAAGUCAGAAGGGUCCCCCAACCAGGGCAAAAAGGUGGAUGCAUCUGCCAAUCAGGGUAAAAAGGCAGAGUCAGCUCCUAUCCAGGGCAAAAAUGCAGAUAUGGUCCAGAGCCAGGAGGCACCAAAGCAAGAGGCUCCUGCGAAGAAGAAGUCUGGGUCUAAGAAGAAAGGUGAGCCUGGGCCCCCAGAGACCGACAGCCCGCUCUGCCUCCCCUACAAGACGCUGGUCUCCACGGUCGGAAGCAUGGUGUUCAGUGAGGGCGAGGCCCAGCGGCUCAUCGAGAUCCUGUCCGAGAAAGCAGGUGUCGUCCAGGACACGUGGCAUAAGGCCACUCAGAAGGGUGACCCCGUGGCGAUUCUGAAACGCCAGCUGGAAGAGAAGGAGAAGCUGCUGGCCACUGAGCAGGAGGACGCGGCCGCCGCCAAGAGCAAACUGAGGGAGCUCAAUAAGGAGCUGGCAGCGGAAAAGGCCAAGGCAGCAGCCGGGGAGGCCAAAGUGAAAAAGCAGCUGGUGGCCCGGGAGCAGGAGAUCACGGCCGUGCAGGCGCGCAUGCAGGCCAGCUACCGGGAACAUGUGCAGGAGGUGCAGCAGCUGCAGGGCAAGAUCCGGACACUCCAGGAGCAGCUGGAGAAUGGCCCCAACACGCAGCUGGCCCGCCUGCAGCAGGAGAACUCCAUCCUGAGGGAUGCCUUGAACCAGGCCACGAGCCAGGUGGAGAGCAAGCAGAAUGCAGAGCUGGCCAAGCUCCGGCAGGAGCUGGGCAAGGUCAGCAAGGAGCUGGUGGAGAAGUCGGAGGCCGCACGGCAGGAGGAGCUGCAGCGGAAGGCCCUGGAGGCCAAGGCAGCUGCCUUCGAGAAGCAGGUCCUGCAGCUGCAGGCGUCUCACAAGGAGAGCGAGGAGGCCCUGCAGAAGCGCCUGGAUGAGGUCAGCCGGGAGCUGUGCCGCUCGCAGACCAGCCACGCCAGCCUCCGGGCGGAUGCCGAGAAGGCCCGGGAACAGCAGCAGCAGAUGGCCGAGCUGCACGGCAAGCUGCAGUCCUCCGAGGCUGAGGUGAGGAACAAGUGUGAGGAGCUGAGCAGCGUCCACGGGCAGCUGGACGAGGCCAGGGCGCAGAACUCACAGCUCACGGAGAGGAUCUGCUCCAUAGAGGCCCUGCUGGAGGCGAGCCAGGCCCGGGACGCCCAGGCCAGCCGAGAGGAGGCCGACCAGCAGCAGGCCCGCCUCAUGGAGCUGGAGUCGCAGGUGUGGUGUCUGGAGAAGGAGGCCACGGAGCUCAAGGAGGCAGUUGAGCAGCAGAAAGUGAAGAACAAUGACCUCCGAGAGAAGAACUGGAAGGCGAUGGAGGCUCUGGCCUCGGCCGAGAGGGGCUGCGAGGAGAAGCUGCGGUCCCUGACCCAGGCCAAGGAGGAGUCCGAGAAGCAGCUCAGCCUGACGGAGGCCCAGACCAGGGAGGCCCUGCUGGCCCUGCUCCCGGGCCUCUCUGCCCCCACCCACCAGGAUUACGCCAAGUGGCUGCAGGAGCUCAAAGAGAAAGGCCCAGAGCUGCUGAAGCAGCCACCAGCGAACACGGAGUCCUCGGACCUGGCUGCCAAGCUGAGGGAGGCGGAGGAGACGCAGAGCAGCCUUCAGGCCGAGUGCGAUCAGUACCGCAGCAUCCUGGCCGAGACGGAGGCCAUGCUCAAAGCCCUGCAGAAGAGCGUGGAGGAGGAGGAGCAGGUGUGGAAGGCCCGGGUGAGCGCCGCGGAGGAGGAGCUCCAGAAGUCGCGGGUCACAGUGAAGCAUCUCGAAGAGACUGUCGGGAAGCUGAAAGGGGAACUUGAAAGUGCCGAUCAGGUGAGGGAGCACACGUCGCAUCUGGAGGCGGAGCUGGAGAAGCACAUGGCGGCCGCGAGUGCCGAGUGCCAGAACUACGCCACGGAGGUGGCGGGGUUGAGGCAGCUUUUAUUAGAAUCUCAGUCUCAGCUGGAUGCAGCCAAGAGUGAAGCCCAGAAACAAAGCGACGAGCUUGCCCUGGUCAGGCAGCAGUUGAGUGAGAUGAAGAGCCACGUAGAGGAUGGUGACGUAGCCGGGUCCCUGGCUGCCCCCCCAGAGGCCCCCUCAGCAGAACAGGACCCCGUCGAGCUGAAGGUGCAGCUGGAGCGGACAGAAGCCAUCCUGGAGGACGAGCAGACGCAGCGGCAGAAGCUCACGGCCGAGUUCGAGGAGGCUCAGCUCGUGGCGAGUCGGCUGCAGGGGGAGUUGGAGAAGCUCCGCUGUGCCAGCACCCUCGGGUCCUCAGAGGCUGAGGAGGCCAUGCGGCUCAAGGAGAGACUAGAAAAAGAGAAGAAAUUAACCAGUGACCUGGGACACGCUGCCACCAAACUACAGGAGCUUUUGAAGACGACCCAGGAGCAGCUGGCAAAGGAGAAAGACACGGUGAAGAAGCUGCAGGAGCAGCUGGACAGACCAGAGGCCGGCAGCAGCAGCUCGAAGGAGGGAACCUCUGUCUGAGCUUCCUGCAGAAAAAAGAAGUCACUGUUCAACUUACCAAAAUGCCUUACACAUUCCUGACCAAUAAACAAACCAACACAGCGUUAUCUGGGCCCAACUUGGGUAGCUCUGAGAAGCCAUAGAGACGAGAGUCUCUUAGCACCAGAAGUAGCUCUUCCAGACCCCCGUUUGUAAAAGAAUCUUUGUCACAUUCGAUAAACACUAUUCCCUAGGACCGGCCCUGGACCACCAGCCAGCAGACGCCAAAGCCCUCAGCAGCUGUGUGACAGACCCGGGUGUGUGCUAGGGGGCUGGGACCUUGGGGUGUGUAUAUCAGUCAAGCAGUGCAAUUGUGUCUUUUGUGGGGUUGGCGGUCGGGCAAUGGGCGGUCCGGGUGGUGAGUCCUGAAGGCUGCAGCGCAGACUAGGGUCACAGCCCAGCGAGGCAGCAGCUCUCACCCCUGGAAGAAGUUGCCACCACAACUGACGUGUGACCUCCUGGGUGUUGAUGCCAUUAAAACCCGCGUGUCGCCCGGCACUUCAGGAAGAGAA